AGGUGAUCAAGCAUGGGAACAAAGUUUAGAGCAGCAGUUAUUUUCCUUUUUCUUUCAUCCGUCCUUCUUCAGCUGGUGUUUUCUGAAUCCAACGAUGGAUUCCUUAGAAUUGGACUCAAAAAGUUUAAGUUAGAUGAAAACAACAGGAUAGCUGCUCGACUUACUACGCAAGUACUGAAUCAUCGAAAUGUUGGCAGUGUUGUAGGGCUAAAGAAUUACAUGGACGCGCAAUACUUUGGUGAGAUUUCAAUCGGUACGCCACCGCAGAAAUUCACUGUCAUUUUUGAUACAGGAAGCUCUAAUCUGUGGAUACCUUCCUCAAAGUGCUACUUAUCUCUUGCGUGUUAUUUUCAUUCUAAAUACUCUGCACGUCAAUCAAGAACAUAUAAAGUGAACGGAACCUCUGCUGAGAUACACUAUGGUUCAGGUUCAAUAGCUGGCCACUUUAGCCAAGACAAUGUUUUAGUUGGUGGUUUAAAAAUCAAGAAUCAGGACUUCAUUGAAGCAACAAGCGAGCCCGGUUUUGUGUUUGUGUUUGCCAAGUUUGAUGGCAUUCUUGGCCUUGGAUUUCGUGAGAUAUCAGUUGGAGGUGCUGUUCCAGUAUGGUACAACAUGAUGAACCAGGGUCUUAUUCGAAAUCCAGUGUUCUCAUUUUGGCUGAAUAGAAAUACAAAAGAACAGGAAGGAGGUGAACUUGUGUUUGGUGGGAUUGAUCCAAAGCAUCACAAGGGGAAACAUACAUAUGUCCAUGUAACCCACAAGGGUUAUUGGCAGUUUGAUAUGGGUGAUGUAUUCGUCAAGGGUGAAUCAAUAGGUGUAUGCAAAUCUGGUUGUUCUGCAAUUGCAGAUUCUGGAACUUCUUUGUUGUCAGGUCCAUCGGCUGCGAUUACCAUGAUAAACAAUGAAAUUGGAGCCACAGGAGUAGUUAGCAAGGAAUGCAAGUCCAUGGUUGGAGAGUAUGGACAAACCAUUCUGAACAUGCUCUUACUACAGGCACAACCCGAGAAAAUCUGUUCACGAAUUAGAUUAUGCUCAUCUGGUGGAACUAAGGGUAUUGAGAGUGUUUUGGAGGAGGAAAGUAGUAAUGGAAGACCAUCAGAUGUUUUCGCCAUGUGCAAGACUUGCGAAAUGGCAGUUACAUGGAUGGAGAAUCAACUUAGAUUGAAUCAAACAGAAAAUGCUAUUUUAAACUAUGUUGAUAAGCUAUGUGAUUCCUUGCCAAGUCCAAAUCAACAAUCAGCUGUGGAUUGUUCGCGUAUUUCUUCAAUGCCUGUAGUUUCAUUUUCAAUUGGUCGUAGAGUUUUUAACCUCAAGCCUAAAGAGUAUAUAUUGAAGAUUGGAGAAGGUGAUGCGGCUCAGUGCAUAAGUGGCUUUAUUUCUGUGGAUGUUCCUCCUCCUCGCGGACCUCUCUGGAUUUUGGGGGACAUAUUCAUGGGUCGUUACCACACCGUAUUUGAUUAUGGAAGAUCGAGAGUUGGAUUUGCAGAUGCAGCAUAAUAAUAAUAAUAUUAAUGGACACAUAUUUGUUAACUUCAUUUAUGUUCACACAAAUAUUUGAGUCAAAUUUGUUUCCAUUUACAAUAUUUAUAGUGAGUCUAUUGAUUAAUUAUCAAUUAAAAUAUGUUUAUGAAUAAAAAUG
Molecule: messenger RNA, 1639 nt
Organism: Impatiens glandulifera
Lineage: Eukaryota; Viridiplantae; Streptophyta; Magnoliopsida; Ericales; Balsaminaceae
Product: aspartic proteinase A1-like
Exons: 12
Coding region: 13-1497 (494 amino acids)
Biological process (GO): lipid metabolic process; proteolysis
Molecular function (GO): aspartic-type endopeptidase activity
Source: RefSeq, a predicted model, not a curated record